AUUAUUGUAGUAAUGCAUACUUGAUGUAUAUAUUUAUAUGUUAUUUUGAAAAGUUAUGUUUCUCUGUCAUUUUUUUUUUUUUUAAAAAAAAAAAAAUUAGGUUGGGAUGAGUCUAAGUUUUGGGUUUAGGGUCACGGCGAGAUUUAGGACAGGUUUGGAGAUCUGGGACUGGGGCUGUAAGCGGGGUGCGGGUACGGGUCUAUAGGUUCGAGUGUAGGUUUGGGGUUUGGGCUGGGUCUGGGGUCCAAGUUUAGGUUUAGAGCCUGGGACGGGUACGGGUCUGUGUCCAGUCCCAGUCCAUUUCCGAGUCCAAAAUUGGGGUUCGUAUCUGGGAUCGGGUUCGAAGUCCAAGUCUUGUUCAUAUAAAGAUCUCAUAGUAUUAAAGUGUUUUUCAAAAAAAUAAAAAAUAAAAAUAAUUUAAGAAACAUUAGCCAAAUGCAAUUGAUAUUUUGAAAACUUCAAUAACGAUUUUAAUUGUCAUUUUUUAAAAUAAAAAACAAAAAAUGAUACCAAACAAGCAUUUAUAUUUUACGUUGUUUUUGUCAUAAUAUAUAUUCUUCUUUCUCUCUCUAAUAAUUAAGCAAUUAUGUAGUGAAAGAAAUAGUAUAGAUAAGAAGGAGAUAUUAUUGUCUUAUAAAUAGCUAUGAAAUAUCAGUUGAUGAGUACAACUAUAUAUCCAUAUAUAUUAUAAAUUUUAUGUAUAUCACCCCAAAGAAGUGCCUACCCUCCUCUGGUGGGUAUAAUAUUAUUUAUAUAUAUAAUAUAAUUAAUAUAUAGUAUUAAUAACUAGUUUAAUUAACAAACAUAUAUAUAUAUAUAUGUAAAUUAUAUAUUUGAGUUAUGAACAAUAUUCUUGAAGACAAGGGUUCGGAAUACUAGCUCAUUGCGUUUUUAUAUAUAUUAAUCGAUCGAGUAAAUUAUAAUGAACAAUCUUGAUCAAGACAAGGAUUUGGUCCCAUUGGGGGAUAAUAAUAUUCCAAAGCAAGAAGAUGGAAGACAAGACAACUUGAAAGUGGACAAUAUAUUGAAUCCAUGGGCAGCAGACUCUCUACUAUGGACUAAAAUAUUCUUAGCUUCAUGUGUGAUUGGAAUCUCAAUUGAUCCAUUGUUCCUCUACAUACCAAUUGUAGAUGAUGAUCGAAAGUGCAUCGAAAAAGACCAUAAUAUGGUGAUCGUAGCGCUUGUUUUACGAUCUCUUACCGAUUUUUCAUACGUUUUCCAUAUCUGUUUUCGGCUUCAUACUGCAUUGAAAAUGUCCAAGAAACUUCAUCAAUCCAUUUUCAAAAAGUUUCCAUGGUCUUAUCUUUUCACUGAUCUUUUGUCAAUUCUUCCUCUUCCUCAGGUGAUAAUUUUAAUGUACUUCUCGAAGAUUACUGGAUCUAAAUCUUUGACGGCAAGAAAGUUCAUCAACUUAAUACUUCUUCUCCAAUAUGUGCCUCGAAUUUUUCGGGUGUACUUAUCAACCAAAGAAUUGGCAAAGAAUUUUGACACACUCACUGGACGUUUAUGGGUCAGAGGUGGCUUCUUGUUUUUCUUCUACAUUAUUUUUGGUCAUGUGUUUGGAGCGUUUUGGUACUUCUAUUCAAUUUAUCGCGAGACAGCUUGUUGGCAUCAUGCUUGUGAAUAUUAUGGGCCAAAAGAAUGUACACUUGGUCCUUUUGACUGUCAUCUUGGGAGUAAUCAUCCUAUAAAGAAUUUAACAAAGCUAAAUCAGUUUUGCCCAAUUAGUCCACCAAAUCCAGAAAUCUUCAAUUUCGGAAUAUUUUCUGGAGCAAUCGAGUCUCGGAUAGUCAACAAAACAGAUUUUCCCCAGAAAUUCACUCGUAGCUUUUGGUGGGGUUUGAAAAAUCUAAGUUCUUUUGGUUCCAACCUUGACACAAGUAGCAAUGUACAAGAAAACUUAUUCGCCAUUCUCAUUUCUAUCUUGGGUUUACUUUUAUUUUUAUAUCUUAUUGGAAAUUUGCAGACAUAUAUGCAAUUGGAAACUACAAGAUCAGAAGAGGCUCGAAGAAAAAUAAGCAUCAUACAACCAGAAGUAGAUUCUUAUCUAUCAAACCAUGGCCUUCCAACUGAAAAAAGGAAACUCAUUAAUAGAUGCCUAAGUCGAACGAUUAGAGAAGGCAAAGAUUUUGAUGUCAAACAUCUAUUUUUUCUAGUUGAAGAACAUGCUAAUCUUGAUCACCAACACAAGGGUCAUGAUGAGACAUUUGCUGGCUGGGUAACUAAAUUAAUGAAAGUAGAAAAGUCUGAGGGGAGUACAAUGGAGCAAAAGGUAGAGUUGUGGAUAUCAAAAAAUGGAAUCCCUGAUGAUUUAGGGUCCAAGAUUAUGAAUUAUGUUCGGUUUAGAAUGCAAGAAGAAAAAGAUGUAGAUAUUGAGUAUCUUCUACGUAUUCUUCCUCCAACACUUGGAGUUUCCAUUAAGAAACACAUGUGUUUCUCUAUCUUGAAAAAAGUUCCAUUUUUCGAAAACAUUGAUGAAGAUCAUGUUUAUGAAACAAUAUACAAAAUUCUAAAGCCAGUUGUGUAUUCAGAGAGAAGUUAUAUCAUUCGAAAGGAAGAGCCUAUUGAUAUGAUGCUCUUCAUCACACAAGGUAUGAUUUGGAGUUUUGGAAGUGGUACCACUCAAAUGAAUCGUCUUCAAAAAGGUGAUCAUUAUGGAAAGGAACUAAUAGAAUGGAAAUUCGAGUCGUCAUCGUAUGAUGAUUUUCCAAUCUCUACAACUAAUCUCAAAGCCCACAACAAAGUUGAAGCUUUUGCUCUUAUGGAAAGCGACUUGAAUAUUUUACUAAGCAAAUAUUGGCUUAAGUUCUACCAUAAAAUAUAUGUUAUAAAUAAGAAACUGAUGCCUGUGGGCUUGAAGACUAUUGCAGUCAAUGCUAUAAUACAAAAUAUUAAAUGCUCCAUUGAUAUGAAAAAGAAAAAAGGAAAGAAAUCAAAUAAGUUAAAUCAUCAUGAAGUAUCAGUUGAGAUAAAUCGAUGCCCGCCGUGUCUGUUGCAAUGUGGGUUUGGUCCGCACGGAUGUUGCUCCAUUUCUAGGUGUGAAGGAAGCUCUUAGUUGAAACUGAUUGCUCAAAUAUUGUUUUAUGCCAUUCAUAGUUUAGUUGUGUUGUUUUCUUCUUUUGGCAUUGUUAUGAUCAUGAUUAGAGAUUUACAUUCUUCUUUAAGGAAUGUUUUCAUUUGUUAUGUUAAACGGUCUGUUAACACUCUUGUUCAUUGGCUUUCUCGUGUGUCGUGUUCAUUCUCUGUUGCCUUUUGGUUGAUGAUUGUUCUCAUUAAUGAAGUUCAAUCUUUCUUUUUU
Messenger RNA from Cannabis sativa, 3298 nucleotides. Its product is annotated as cyclic nucleotide-gated ion channel 1. The record is from RefSeq and is a predicted model, not a curated record. The transcript is spliced from 9 exons. The coding region runs from base 923 to 3055 and encodes 710 amino acids. NCBI's taxonomy places the organism in Eukaryota, Viridiplantae, Streptophyta, Magnoliopsida, Rosales, Cannabaceae.